AUGUUCACAACCACAUCAAGCAGCUACGACGCCCGCGUGCACUCCCCCGACAACGAAGUCAUCAACAACUACCACGACGGCGACGAUGUCUUCGGCCACGAACAACACUCCACCAUCAAAUACAAAACCCUCUCCUGGCAAAUCGUCUCCAUUCUCAUGAUUGCCGAAAUCGUCAGCAAUGGCAUGCUCUCUCUCCCCUCAUCCCUCGCCGUCGUCGGUCUAGCUCCCGGAUUGAUUCUAAUCAUCUUCCUCGGCGCCUUCGCCGCCUACACAUCUCUCCUUCUCGUACGCUUCAAAUUACGCCACCCCGCCGUGCACAACAUGGGCGAUGCCGGGCAAAUUCUCUUCGGAGCUUUCGGACGCGAAAUAUUCGCCUUCGGCACGCUGUUUUUCGCGGUGCUUCUUGCCGGAGGACAAAUGCUUUCGGGACAAAUUGCUUUGGCGAAGUUGAGUGAGAAUGGCUUGUGCAAUAUUUCUUUCACGGGGAUUUUCGCUGCUGCGACGUUUUUGUGUGCGCUUCCCAGGACGUAUGAUUAUUUGGGUUGGAUUUCCAUGGCCAGUGUGGGUAGUAUUGUUGUCGCGGGGAUUGUGGGCAUGAUUGGGGCGGGAAUACAUCCUGUCGAGAAGGCUGAUCGUGAGGUGGUGGCGGCUCGAUCGAGUGAUUUUCAAACGGCUUUUUUCUCCAUUACCAAUCCGGUGUUCGCAUAUUGCGGUCAUUUCAUGUUCUUCGCUCUCAUGUCCGAAAUGAAACACCCCCAAGACGCCAUCAAAGCCGCCUACACCCUCCAAACCUUCGCAACAACCUACUAUUCCCUCUUCGCCGCAAUCACCUACGCCUACCUCGGCAGCAGCGUCGCCUCGCCCUCAUUUUCCUCCUUGGAACCCUCCUGGUCCAAAGCCGCGUAUGGGAUUGCACUUCCGAAUUUGCUUAUUGCGGGCGCUUUGUAUGUGCACACGGCGAGUAAAAUUUUGGUGGUUCGGUUUUUUCGGGGAUCGAGGCAUUUGCAGCAUCAUACGUUGGUGGGGUGGUUGGUGUGGAUUGGUUUGGUGGCUGUGUUGAGUGGUUUGGCGUUUUUGUUGGCGGUGGGGGUGCCGAUUUUUAAUUAUUUGUUGGGGAUUACGGCUUCGGCUUUUGCGGCGUGGUUUACUUAUGGGAUUGCCGGCAUGUUCUGGCUCCACGACAGUUAUCACGACGGAGCAGGAUUCCAGACGUGGAAGCAAAAAAUGUGGACAGGCACCCUCUCGGCCAUCCUGACCAUUCUCGCGGGUUUAUUCAUCUGUAUUGCGGGAUUAUAUGUGACGAUUCAAGCCAUUGUGGAUGCUUAUGCUGACGGGACUAUUACUGCACCGUUUAGCUGCUAA
Molecule: messenger RNA, 1362 nt
Organism: Sphaerulina musiva SO2202
Lineage: Eukaryota; Fungi; Ascomycota; Dothideomycetes; Mycosphaerellales; Mycosphaerellaceae
Product: Aa_trans-domain-containing protein
Exons: 3
Coding region: 1-1362 (453 amino acids)
Biological process (GO): amino acid transmembrane transport
Cellular component (GO): vacuolar membrane
Molecular function (GO): amino acid transmembrane transporter activity
Source: RefSeq, a predicted model, not a curated record